This is a messenger RNA of Rhizophagus irregularis DAOM 181602=DAOM 197198, 1437 nucleotides long. RefSeq lists its product as uncharacterized. Gene Ontology annotation, molecular function: ribonuclease P activity; ribonuclease MRP activity. The record is from RefSeq and is a predicted model, not a curated record. Lineage: Eukaryota; Fungi; Glomeromycota; Glomeromycetes; Glomerales; Glomeraceae. Gene Ontology annotation, biological process: tRNA 5'-leader removal; tRNA 3'-end processing; endonucleolytic cleavage in ITS1 to separate SSU-rRNA from 5.8S rRNA and LSU-rRNA from tricistronic rRNA transcript (SSU-rRNA, 5.8S rRNA, LSU-rRNA). Gene Ontology annotation, cellular component: ribonuclease MRP complex; multimeric ribonuclease P complex.
UCAGGAUACCAGAGAACUUUUUGUUUGUAAAAAUGCCAAAAUGUCAAUCUUUAUAUCAGAACCAGUAAAAUCAAAACUUUAUAUUUCACAUUCAUCCAUUACAUUAAAAAAAUCUCGGCAUGAACAAAUAAUAUUAGAUCAUCCAUUCAAUAAUAAUUUAGAUAUUUUUUUCCCUUCAAUAAUUAAUUCCAAAAAAAUCACCAGCUUAUUUAAUAAUGAAUUUUUUUAUUAUAAGGUAGAUUUACCUUUAUCAUGGUUUAUUGAAAGAGAUUUUAUACGAGAUUACGUUAAAUCAGGCUGUGUUGUUGCUUUAAGUUUAACCGAAGGAAUUGAUAUUGCGAAUGUAAUCGCGUUAGAUUCAUUAGGAACUUUAAUAUUAAAUUUAACGAAAGAUACAUACGAAGAACUUGGAUUAGAUGGUAAAUCAACAAAAUUUGGUCCAGAUAAACAAAGAUUUGUUGUUCAAAUUGAUUUAAAAGAAAAAUCAUUAAUUCCAGGGAAAAAGGGAUAUGAAAGAAUUAAAUGGUGUUUUAAUAAUACGUUAACAAAAAAAUUCACGUUUUUAAUUUCUUUUGUAAAAUCGGGUACAAAAAAAUCAAGUGAAAUUGAUUUCCCAUCAUUAUUUAAUGCGGAAAAAAUUUUGGGAAAAUUUGAUUUUAAUAAUACAUUUGAUAAUAUUUUGAUUCCUGAUUUAAAUAUGAUUAAAAAUAUUUCAAAUGAAUUUCAAUGGAGAUUGGACGCUGUAGAAAUUUAUGAUUGGAUCGGAUUAGCUUCUAUUCAAGCUCAAAGAAUUAAAUCACACGAUCAAGUUGAUCCGUUUAUAUCUGUUUAUAAACCUCCUGAACCAUAUUCAAACGGAAAUGGAUCAUUUAUUAAAUAUACGGGAUUCAUCCCAUCUUUGACCAUUAAAGAAUUAUUUGAUUCAGUUUCAAACUUCCUUCGAGAGGAUGCAAGUAAUAAUAUUCCAUGGGCUAUAAUUAAUGUAUGGGGAUUCAAAGAUUCUCCGAUUUCUUGGAAUAAACAUGAACAUGGAUAUUUUAUGAAUGGUGAAAAUAAUUACAGUUUUAUCGUUUAUAAUGAUGGAACUUAUAUUUUAUAUCAAGCUCUUGGUACUUACGAUACUUACUCUUAAAAAAAAUCAUCCUUAUCAAAUUAAAUAAUUAUGCCAUUUGAAAAACUGUGUCACGUUCUAGUCGAUAUAAAAAGCAAAAGGAAAUUAGAUAAAAGUAUAUAUAAUUGAUACUACUGAUAUCAACAAAAUGUUAAAUUACCAUGAUACCUGAUCAAUAAUUCAAUUGCAAGAAAUUGGUUAUGAUGCUAAAAAUACUUUCCAAAACGUAGCGUAAUAACUCUAAGAAUAUUAGAAAAACUUUGAGAUCAAUUUUAAAAUCUCAUUAUUCUUAAUUAUUGAGAAUCUGAAAUCAUUCAGAAGCGUAG